AUGUCCUCCCUCCUUCCAUCACUCGGAAAGACUCUCGGAGCAGUGUACAUCGGCGCAACGCUCUCAUCCAUCUUACUCGGAAUAACCGCUCUCCAGGCUGUCAUAUAUUACAAGAAGUUUCCCAAUGACGCAUGGUAUUACAGAUAUUCCGUAGCCGCACUCUGGAUCCUCGAUUUGCUUCAUGUAGCUUUGAACACGCACGCAAUAUAUUUCUACCUCAUUGAUUCGUUCGGCAAUUAUCUAGCACUUGAUCACGUCAUCUGGAGCUUUAAGCUCCAGAUUUUGAUUAAUGUUAUAAUUGUCGUCGGCGUUCAAGCGUUGACUCUACGCAGUACGACUGUGGAAAAGUUCUCGGACACCAUUUUCACUGUUUCGUACCUUGGUUUGUUGUGCUGGUUAUUGCUGGUGGCUGCGGUAAUAUUCCUUCUCACAUUCGUACUGGACAUCUCGGUUGAUAUGUUUUUCAAAGCUACUGGGAUAGGCGAGUCGAGUCAUUCUACUGUUAUGACAUACGAUGCAUAUACAUUAUCACAUGUAUCCCUUCUUCCUACCAUUUCUAAGACAGUCGACGGGACCUUUGCAACAACGACCUCUGUCGAUUUUAUUAUCUCUGGAGCGAUGUUCUAUUACCUGCACAAGAGCACAACCAUCACCAAGUUUGAGAGUACGAUAUCACUCAUCCUCUCCUUGAUGCGCGUGGUUGUGAUAUCCGGAUUAGUUACCAGUACCUGCUCGCUCUUGGCUCUGAUGACGUUCAUUGCAUUUCCAAACACUCUAAUAUUCUUCGCCAUCGGAUUCAUUCUACCCAAAUUGUAUAUAAACUCGCUACUAGCAAUGCUGAACGCGCGGGAUAAGCUCGUCAAAGGAUCCGAAAGUCAUGGUACUCCACAAGUCCUUCGGCUCACCUCUGAGAACUAUUCCGAUAUGGGAAUGAUGGAAAGGGGCAUUGACAUGUCGCUUGCGGAGAUACCUGGAGUAACAGCGCUGGACAAAAUUUAA
Messenger RNA from Desarmillaria tabescens, 999 nucleotides. RefSeq lists its product as uncharacterized. The transcript has 19 exons. Bases 1 to 999 code for a protein of 332 amino acids. Lineage: Eukaryota; Fungi; Basidiomycota; Agaricomycetes; Agaricales; Physalacriaceae. The record is from RefSeq and is a predicted model, not a curated record.